Seminavis robusta is the source of this 1869-nucleotide messenger RNA. The record is from the annotation of a GenBank genome assembly. NCBI's taxonomy places the organism in Eukaryota, Bacillariophyta, Bacillariophyceae, Naviculales, Naviculaceae.
UUGAUUCGAUUCGAUUUGAUUCGAUCACAUUUUGAAACGAUUCAAUUCGAUUCGAUUCGAAUCAAUUCGAUCAAUUUUGAAUCGAAUAUGUUCGUUGGUCAUGAUGCCCUCCUGCGAUCAGAACUCUCUCUCCAAAACGCUUCUUCAAAAAACCCUCUUCUUUUUCAUGCUACAUGGCCUUGUAUUAUUGAAGGAAGAGAACGACUCGACUACCGGUAUCACCUGUCACUCAGCACUUGUUUGGCUAUCACACACGUUGUUACAGAUUGAAGGUCGGAGAAUAACAAGAUGUCUUGGUUUGAGGGAUUGACUUCCAAGUUGCAAGAGGUCACAGAGCAAGUGUCUGAGCAGGCCAAGAGCGCUAUUCCUCUCAACAACGAUUUUCUAGAAAAACUGACCCUAUCAACUCCGGAAUUGGACGAGGAACGAAAGCGUCUCGAUAACGAGGAAAGGCGAAAGGAACAUAUUAAAGACUGUCUUGCUGGGUUGCUUCCAUGGGAGACUCGCGAUCCAGAACGAGAUAUCUUGGUGGAAGAAUGCAAAGACGCGAUUUUGAAAUUGAGCCAGGAUGGAGCCACUUUCAAGGGACCCUAUCUGAUGCCAGGGAUGAAAGUUAAGGAUGUUGGCACGAGUGAUGGCGAAAGUGAGGAGGAAAAAGGAAAAAUUGUGGAAGAAAAACCCACAGAGGAGUCCUUGGACAAAUUGGCCACUUUGGAGCCAUUGCCCAAAUUGUUGGGUUGCUUUGAUCUAGAUGCUCAUGUGGGAUUGAUUCAGCGGAUUCUGACGGAAGAUCCGCAUCUCGUCGAAAUGCAAUCAAAACUCUCGGGUGGUGGAGAACGAGAGUACUACUUUUGGAAGAAUUAUUUCUUUCACUGUGCGUUUGCCAGAUACGAAGCUGGCCUUAGUAUUGAUGAAAUUUGGAAUGACGAAGACCCAGCAGAACGAAAGGCCAAGGAAGAAGCGGCCGCCAAAGAGGCUGCAACAAAAGCAGCAGCAAAGGAAGCCGAACAGAAAGUGGCCGCUGAAUCCAAGGCAGAGGAAGAAACCAUUACCUUUGACAACCACAAAACUGAAUCCAAGAGUACGGAAACACCUUCCGUGCCUUCGGAGGGAUCACCCGAAAUAGUUUCCACAGACGUUGCCGCUGUGGAAGCGUCGUCUCUCCCAGCUGAUGUUACAACUCCGUCCAGCGCGGCUAGUGCGUCGGCAGCCGGCGACUCGAGCGCCAUUGAUUUUGAGAAAAUAGCGGCUGAAGGAAUCGAGGACGACGAUGGUUUCGGUGAUGAUGACGGAUUUGACGUGGAGCUAGACGAGCUGGAAGCGGAAAUUGCUCGUGAGCUUGAAGAUUAGCCACAACGCUCAUUUGGUUCGCUCGGGCGUUUCCGACGCCCUGCAAUUCCAGGAAACUUUCACACAACAAUCUUCAUAUGAUACAUAAUAUAGCGCCAUUAAGCAAGUCUAGACCAGACACACAAGUACAGCAGUGCAUGGCGUGUCUUCGAAGGACAGCAUUGCAGCUUCAGGAGCUGUCAACUUGCUUCACUAUCGCCUGGGGGCAAUCACCUUGAUGUCGCUAUGAUUGCUUGACAUUCGUUUAGGCUUGGGUAGUUUCGUAGUGGCUACUGUAGUCAGUCGGCAAGACAGUCACGGGUACCGUGCUGGAGCUUCAUCCUGCUGCCAAUGAAGAGGAGAUUGAUUCUGUCCAUGGUGCCCCGACCUCCUCCAACUGUACCGGUACCCUAGCUACGGUAGCUAAACUGCGAAACUCACGCACUUUGUUUAGCGGCUUUAGCAGCGCAUACUUCGCAUAGUUAUAUAUAAUGGGUGGUACAACUAACUGUAUUAGUACAGUACCGGUAACACUACACA